Molecule: messenger RNA, 312 nt
Organism: Neoarthrinium moseri
Lineage: Eukaryota; Fungi; Ascomycota; Sordariomycetes; Amphisphaeriales; Apiosporaceae
Exons: 1
Coding region: 1-312 (103 amino acids)
Source: RefSeq, a predicted model, not a curated record
AUGAGGCCUGGCAACCUCGCGUCUGUUAGCAACAGCAUUACGCGCCACAACAUCUCCAGCAUGCCAUCGACGCAUGUGACUUCGAGAACCAUUAAGACAGAGGCAGUUCCACCACACACGGAGGGAACCAAGAGCUGGAAGAUGAAAAUUCUCGACUGCAUCGGCGAGCACAUCUACGCUGUGGGCGAGGUGGAGAAGAAGAGGGCCGACUCUCCGAGUUUCUCCAUCUCCUCCUGCCUGAGACCUCUACAGGAUUACGAGCACAAGAUUGACGAGAUGAUGUGGCGUGCUAAGGGUGAGCGUGAGCUCUAG